CUAAGUAACCUGAAACAAGUCACAAUUGUGGACGUGUCAGCAAACAAGCUCCAUUCUAUUCCAAUUUGUGUACUCCGGAUGUCUAAUUUGCAAUGGUUGGAUAUUAGCAGCAACAAUCUGAAAGAUCUCCCAGAAGACAUAGACAGGUUAGAUCAAUUGCAGACACUUCUCCUACAGAAAAACAAGUUGACUUACCUUCCACGAGCUCUGGUCAAUAUGCCAAAGCUCAGUUUGCUUGUUGUCAGUGGUGAUGACCUAGUUGAGAUACCCACAGCUGUCUGUGAGUCAACCACAGGUUUAAAAUUCAUAAGUCUGAAGGACAGCCCAGUUGAAACUAUUGUAUGUGAAGACACUGAAGAAAUUAGAGAAAGUGAACGUGAACGGGAACAAUUUGAGAAAGAGUUUAUGAAAGCAUACAUUGAAGAUCUGAAGGAAAGAGAUUCUACUCCUUCCUACACUACAAAAGUAUUACUCAGUCUUCAGCUCUGA
Antrostomus carolinensis (chuck-will's-widow) is the source of this 489-nucleotide messenger RNA. RefSeq names its product leucine-rich repeat-containing protein 2-like. Gene Ontology annotation, cellular component: cytoplasm. The record is from RefSeq and is a predicted model, not a curated record. The annotation marks the transcript as partial. Gene Ontology annotation, molecular function: protein binding. The transcript is spliced from 4 exons. Lineage: Eukaryota; Metazoa; Chordata; Aves; Caprimulgiformes; Caprimulgidae.